UCAUAAAGCUGGUUAUGACGCAUUCAGCAUUGUUUAUUCAUUGUUAUAAAUCCUUGUUGGAUUAAACAGAAUGCGCUCAUAAUGUUCUGAAUACCUCCCAAAUUCAAACAGAAGUUAACCCCACUUUUCAAAUUCAAACUCUAACCUCAAAUAUCACCAAAGUCAACAAUGGAAUUUAUAUCGAGUGCUCGUUUAGACAAAUACAAAUCAAUUUUAGAUCAAAUCGAUAGCGAAUACAAGAAACACGAACUGUUAAGCAAAAAGUUUGAAAAGAUCACAAAUCAGCUGGCCGCAGUUCGGCUUACAACCGAAAAGCCUUUGUCCACAGAUAUCUGCAAGGUUUUCGUUAAGGUUUACGACUCGGUGUUCGACCUAUUCUUCUUAUACGGCGACGAAGAAGCCCAACUCGAACUGGAAAGCUUGUCCAAGUUUCGCGAUUGUAAAUUUUACGUUGUCGAAGUGAGCAUCUCGCAGGCGUUGCUUCGAAAGUUUACAAGUCGGAACUGUAUUCUGCACGCCUCUGUCAAAAAUGGUCGGUUAUCAGUGUCGAAAAGCGUGUCGGUUUCUAAGCAGCACCCGAACAAUCUCCAUUUAAUCGUCGUCCCCUUCGACUGCUCCGCGGAAGACGCGACCGUCACCGCCGCCCUCCACGUGAACCACGACAGUACGUGGAGCACCCUUCCGCUUUCGACAGUGGCCGUCGACGUCUCCUACCACUUCACCACACGCCGGUGCCUUUUUCAGGACAAUCCCGUCAUGCAGAUCGCCAAACGGUACAAUCGCGUCUUCGCCGAACGGGUCGUCGAGUACUGUUUUAGGUGCGAGUGUAGCACGAGACACUUCUUCAAGUCGGUCGUUAAGAACUGCUAUCAUCGUCUCGAUCCCGAGAUUCUCACACUUUUGACCGGCAAAAGUGCCCCGGUCACCUCGGUGGAUUUUUACGUCCGAGGCGAGCAGAAGGGCACGCUAAAGGUUGACAGGACACAAAGUACUUUAACGGUUUCGUGCGGCGUGUAUGAUUUGUGCGCCAUUAAACGGUACUUUGUUCGGCAAAUUGUGCAGGAGAAAGUCUCGGUCGACAAAGCGUGGCUCCAUGCAUUUGUAGUGAUCAAGAGUCAUUUACAGGCGGAACUGUGCGAGCGUCCGCUCCGCGCGAAGGAGCUGUGUUCGAUAUACGAGGAGCUACGAAAACUUGUAGGCGAAUUAGCUAUAUAA
Photinus pyralis (common eastern firefly) is the source of this 1215-nucleotide messenger RNA. RefSeq lists its product as uncharacterized. The transcript has 2 exons. The record is from RefSeq and is a predicted model, not a curated record. Bases 169 to 1215 code for a protein of 348 amino acids. Lineage: Eukaryota; Metazoa; Arthropoda; Insecta; Coleoptera; Lampyridae.